Lachancea meyersii CBS 8951 is the source of this 810-nucleotide messenger RNA. The record is from the annotation of a GenBank genome assembly. Lineage: Eukaryota; Fungi; Ascomycota; Saccharomycetes; Saccharomycetales; Saccharomycetaceae.
AUGUUGUAUUUUGGAAGCAGCAGGCAGCUGCUUAGAGUCUCUCAAAGCAUACGAUUCCAGUCCUCGCACGCAACUGCAAAGGGCCUGGCACAUGCAAGUGUUCCCCCGCUAUUCACACUAGCAACGCUAAGAUCCUUCCCCUCGCUAGAGCCUCUCACGUUUGUUCCGGUCCCAGCUUCGGUGUUCGAUGCUUCCCUAAGAAGAGAUCUGCUGUGGAAGGCCGUGGUCUACGAAAACGACAACAAGAGAGUUGGAUCGUCCAAUCCACCCAGCAGAAGUGAAAAUGGAUACUCUAGACGGAAGCUUCUGCCCCAAAAGGGUUCCGGUAAGGCCAGAGCUGGUGAUGCCAACUCCCCCACCAGACACAACGGUUCCAGAGCCUUGGCACGGUCUGCACCUAACGACUAUACCACGAAACUGCCGCAAAAGGUGUACUCUCAGGCGCUUUUGAACGCGUUGAGUUAUCAGUACCGACGCGGCAAUAUCCACGUGAUCGGAGCGGCCAACGCGCUGUGCGAGACCGCAGAGCAUGAUCUGAACGAACUGGAGGUGAUCCCCACGUCGCUAAAGCAGGACGACGGGGAGCUUGUGUUUGAAAAGUUUCUCCAAACGCACGGAAUGGCGGGCGAAAACCUGCUGUUCAUCGUCGGUGCGCCCAGACCGGGCCUUUUCCGGUACACUGACCCAGUGAAAGACGACGUCAACAUAGUUCAGAAGGAGUUCGUCGACGUGAACGAUAUUCUCAAGGCACGUCGCGUUUUUGUGGAGCUGGAAGCGCUAGAAUAUCUGGCCGUCACUCACACCGUAUAA